GGGUGAAAAGCCAGGUCAUCGAUUUCUUGCACUAAUCCUUCUAACUAUCCUGGGGCCAGAGGUACUGGUGCACCCGUUUCUAUAGGAAAAGUACAACAAAGGGCCGGCUAGCCUGAAACCUAGUGAAAGGGCCCUGGUGUCAGGGGCCUGAAGGGCCCUUUCACCCACAUGAGACCAAUGCCUUUAUUCCGACAAAUUCUCUUAAUUUUCUGCAGAGAACGGUACGCAGUUUAAUGGAAAAUGUCUACUACCAUUCGCAAUAACUUGCCACGCCUCCUCUUCCGGACCUCCGAACCAUUUGGUGUCAAAGAGUCACACGGCAAGGGACAGGCUCUUCCUUCUCCUACGUCCCGCUGGGUUUGCGGGCUCGUCGACGCAUCCUCAUGCUCUGUGGAUGCCAUGGGCAUUUCCCUACCUCGCACAGUCGUCCGGGGAUAUGCAAGCUCCGAGGCUGGUGAGCCCGGGAUGCCAGGUGGUUGAGCGUGUAUCUCGGAAGUCUUCAUUCUCUGGCCAAUUCUCCAGGAGAAGCCUUCGUUUGGGCGCAUUUCGAAGUCGGCGUCUUGUACAAUGGAAUACGGCGAACGCCACCCUGGAGCGACCUCGUCGAGUGUAUCGGCUGUGGCAUCUGGAAGCCUGUGCUGUACAUAGGUUGCUAGGUCGCAUUUCGCUGCCAAUUGGAUGAGAUUGGAGAACU
Messenger RNA from Cryphonectria parasitica EP155, 694 nucleotides. RefSeq lists its product as uncharacterized. The transcript has a single exon. The coding region runs from base 395 to 682 and encodes 95 amino acids. The record is from RefSeq and is a predicted model, not a curated record. Lineage: Eukaryota; Fungi; Ascomycota; Sordariomycetes; Diaporthales; Cryphonectriaceae.